ACAGUGACAAAGGCAGUCCUCAGACAGAGACCAGGCACCCCUGCCGGGCUACCCAGUGACUGGAAGAAAUAGACACAAGCCCAGAGCGCCACCCAGUCAGUGCAGACUCACGGUGACACAUCACCCGUCUUGUUUUCUCUUUUGCACGGCACAGAUCGAGCGCGAAGCAGCAUGGUCUCCACAGAAAGUGCCUCUUCCACUUACGAAGAACUGGCCAGGGCCUACGAACACGCCAAGAUGGAAGAGCAGCUGAGGCACGCCAAGUUCACCAUCACGGAGUGCUUCAUCUCAGACACAUCGUCCGAGCAGUUGACGGCAGGGACAAAUGAGUACACAGACAGCCUGACCUCCAGCACCCCUUCAGAAUCGGGGAUCUGCAGGUUCACCGCAUCUCCCCCCAAACCUCAGGAUGGAGGACGCGUGAUGAACAUGGCGGUUCCGAAGGCGCAUCGGCCAGGUGACCUCAUCCACUUGCCUCCAUACCUUCGAAUGGACUUCUUGUUGAAUCGAAGUGGUCCAGGCGCCAGCAGGGACCCGAGUUUAGGGCAGGCAUGCUUGGAGCCCCAGAAAAGUCGGACCCUGAAACGCCCCCCGGUCCUCGAGCCCAUCCCCAUGGAGGCUGCCUCCUCCACGGCCUCCACGAGGGACGGACAGCAGUGGCAGCAGGGGGCCGUGGCCACAUUACCUCAGCGGGAGGGGGUGGAGCUGGGACAGGCAGCCAAGAUGAGCAGCUCCCAGGAAUCCCUGCUGGACUCUCGGGGCCAUUUGAAAGGCAGCAAUCCCUACACCAAGUCCUACACCCUGGUAUAACCAACAGCAUGACUGGACAGCGGUUGUAAAUACGGUUUAAAAAAUUCAAUCAAAGCUACCUUUUUUUUACAGAAUUCCAAUAUUUAUAAUGAAAGAAAAUUGCCAAAAUAUAUUAAAAAAAAAA
Delphinapterus leucas (beluga whale) is the source of this 934-nucleotide messenger RNA. The record is from RefSeq and is a predicted model, not a curated record. NCBI's taxonomy places the organism in Eukaryota, Metazoa, Chordata, Mammalia, Artiodactyla, Monodontidae.